AUGACAUCGAACAGAAAUUGCAUUAUGAACCCAAACAGGGGUUUGCAGACUGAGAAUCAUGUUACGCCACUAAAUUCAAACACGAAUGCUAAUUUUCCAUCAAAUUUGGAUUUGGAUACUGAUAUAGUUAUCCGAAAUCCAGAAAAUUGUGAAUUAGCACGAAGUUGGUUUCUUUCAAUGCAGAAAGGUACAGUCAAAGUUGUAGAAGUGCAAUUUUCUAUUCCUUCUAGUUUAUAUAAAUCCCUUAUCAGUCCAAAAACACGUUUGAUUGACACAAUCAUGCAAGAAUGUGGAAGAUUCAAUAUUUAUUUUUCCAAAAGGAAAUCAAGUCUUCAAAAAGUCGUUAUUAGAGGCCCUUCGGACAAUAUUGAAAAAGCAAAGAAAAAGUUUCUUCAAUUACUGGAAGAAGAGAAAGCCAAGAAUUAUUCUAUAGCUAUCCCUGUCAAGUCAAAAUAUCAUCAGUUUCUCAAGAAUAAGAAUGGUGGCAAUCUUCCAGAUACAUGUGUAAAACUGGGGGCACGUGCUGUUUUCCCUUCUCUUAAAAAUAAGAAUCAGGAUUUGGUAACAAUCAUAGGAAAAGAGGAAGCUGUUAGAGAAGUACAAAAAGUACUAGACCUUUUGUUGAAAGACUUAGAGUAUGUGGUAGAAGACAGCAUACUGAUAAAUCGCAAGUUUCACCAUUAUUUUGUCAUGCGAAGGGAUCAGCUUAUAAGAGAAAUGACUGAAGUCUAUGCAGGUAUGAUUAUUAACUUCACAUAUGAAGGAAAACAGAGCAUUAGAGUUACAAUGAAAGGAGAAAAGGCUUGUGUUGAAGCAGCAAAGAAACACGUCCAACGGAUUUUUGAGCCCUUAGGUUCACAUGUCACAACACAGUAUGUUAUUCCUCAAAAGUUCUAUACAUUUUUUAUGGGACCACUGUGUUCCAAAGUUCAGCAAAUUGCUAGAGAUUUUAAAGUUCAACUCGCAUUUCCAGACAAAGGAAAGCCUACCAUGUAUGUACAUCCAACGGUUCAGGAAACGGAGAAAGAAAAGUGGGGAAAGAACACUAAAGAAAUUGUUUUUAGUAACCAAAGAAAAAAUAAAACCAUACUUAUAUCAGGUCAAAUGGAAAAUUGCAAAGCAGCCAUGGAAGCUCUUGAGUAUUUAAUUCCUUUCACUGCUGAAGUUCAGGUGCCCUCUCAUCUACAUCCUUACAUCAUCGGUCACAAAGGAAGUGGGAUAAAGAAGAUAAUGAGUGAAUUUGAUGUUCAUACUCAAGUGUUACAACCCGGAGGCAAUUCUGAUAUUAUAUCCAUCAUGGGUCUUGCUGCAAAGGUGGAGCAAGCCAAGAUUAAAUUAGAGAAGCAAAUUAGUGCUUUACAAACAGAAAUAGAAGAUCGAGCACUAAGAAAUUUUAAGCUAAUGUUUACUCUAGAUGCAAAAUAUCAUUCCACAAUUACUGGUCAUAAGGGCUUGUUUAUUGCUCAGAUUUGCAGAGAGCAUGAUGUUAAUAUCUAUUUUCCAAAGAAAGUAAACCGUGAGAUACAAGACCAAAUCACAAUUACAGGCUAUAAAAAGAAUACCCUAGCUGCUAAAGAUGCAAUAAUGAGAAUGUUACAUAAGAUAGAAAAAACAGUUUCCAAGGAAAUUCCAAUAAACCAGCAGGUUCGUGACGAUAUUUUUGGAAUUGGUGGAAAAUUAAUCCAUAAAAUGAAUGAACAAUUCCAGGUAGACAUUCGAUUACCUCCAAAAGGAUCCUGGAAUACUAAUGUAACUGUAAUUGGACUCCCUGACAAUGUUCAGGAAGCAAUUGACCAUAUCCUUGAUCUUGAGAAGUAUUAUCUUUCAGCUCUCAUAACAUAUGACUCUCAACUGGAGAAUCUUAAGAACACUUGUCUUUACAAGAUAACCAUGGAAUCCCCUAGGUAUUCUGGGAAAACAGAUGGUCCUCAUAGUGCAAAAUCCACUGUGAACUCCCAAAAUGAUGAUUCUGAAGAUUUUCCCAAAUUGAAACAACAAACACCUCCUAAGACUCAUCCUUGGAGACCAUAA
Messenger RNA from Apodemus sylvaticus (European woodmouse), 2031 nucleotides. RefSeq names its product vigilin-like. Lineage: Eukaryota; Metazoa; Chordata; Mammalia; Rodentia; Muridae. Gene Ontology annotation, cellular component: nucleus; cytoplasm. The record is from RefSeq and is a predicted model, not a curated record. Gene Ontology annotation, molecular function: mRNA binding. The coding region runs from base 1 to 2031 and encodes 676 amino acids. The transcript has a single exon.